Messenger RNA from Silurus meridionalis, 6781 nucleotides. RefSeq names its product bromodomain and PHD finger containing, 3b (gene brpf3b). Gene Ontology annotation, biological process: regulation of transcription by RNA polymerase II. Gene Ontology annotation, cellular component: MOZ/MORF histone acetyltransferase complex. Lineage: Eukaryota; Metazoa; Chordata; Actinopteri; Siluriformes; Siluridae. The record is from RefSeq and is a predicted model, not a curated record. Gene Ontology annotation, molecular function: protein binding.
UGUGAAAACCACUAUAGAAAUAAACUUGACUUGACUUAAUGAGUGUAUGAAUGAGUGUGAAUGAUAUCCAGACAUGGCAGGUCCCAUCCAAGCUGUAAUUCUGUCUCCUCUGUUUCUAGGAUAAACUUUAAAUCCAGCACAUCACUGACCAAUGCAGACUUAAUAUGAAUAAAUUUAGUUUGACAAGUUUGGAGACUUUUUCAUUCAUUAUCAUAUAAUAAUCGCACAUAAUUUCAGAAAGAAGUCAAAGAAGUGUCAUAGUGAUUCUCAGUGGAGAAGGGAGGAGAAAAAAGGCACCCAUUAGCCAUGGCAAUUGUGAUCAUUGUGUGUUGUUUUAAUGUUUUUGGGUGUUUACUGAAAUAAUUUUUAAUAAUAUCGAAUUUGAACUCUGAGGCACGCAGCGCCUCAGGGGCUAACUGGCUAAAACCAUUGGGUGCAGUGGAAGUUAGCAUGCACUGCUACCUUUCCCCAUGAACCAUGGCGACUAGUGCAAGGCUUCGGUGCGAGUUCUCGGCUAGAACCAAUGUUCAUUCCAGGUUCAGACAUGAAAUAAAUAUCCUCCACCAUGAUUAAUAGGUGAAGCGGACGGUGUAAAUGGCCUGCUUUCGGUCGAGGGGCGUGUUCUUGCUAUCUUGACUGAAAGCCCCGCUGUCUCCCUGUGUAUCAGCUAGCUAGCUUUACUAGCUUAGCAUGUGGCUGAAAAUAGCCAGCGUAGCCUAGCGCCUCCGAGACAACUACACUGGGAAAUGUCUAGAUUUGACCUGGGACUUGUUCUGUUCGUGUUAAAGGAAUAUCCGUGUCUUUUUAUGAGCCCCGGGGAAACAUUUCCACCUGUAUAAUGUCCCCAUGAGGGGAGGUUUUAUUUUUUUUUUAUCGGCGAUAUUUUUUACCGGCGUUUUUUUUUUCUCCGGAGGAAAAAACACAGCUGCUAGUAGGUAGCGGGCAAAAACAAAAGAAAGCUCAAUCCUUUUCUGGUUUAAAGACAAGGUAAUUUAAAUGAUUUGUUUGUUUUUGAGGUGUGUUUAAGACGUAUUUAGUGAACGUGUGCCGAAAAUGGAUCGUCAAUGUCGGAUUUUUCUCAGCACAUUCGAGUGGAUAAAGGGUUUACAGGCGGACUGAUAGGGGAGUUUCGUCCCGGUUUUUAUCGCUGGGAGGGAAAAAAUAAUAAUGCCCUCAGGCACCGUGUACGCUUUUGACACGCCGUCCAUUUCGAUACGCUGUGCCACGAAUCAACUCGUAGCGUUUGCGCGCCUGUCCGUCACCGCGUACUUCCAGCCGAACUUCUGCUCCAGACCGCUAACAUGGCUGACAUUUCGUUCUGGAAAUGAGCCCGCGCAACCUAACGUGACUACCCCCGCGCGGCUCCUGAUUGGUCCGUCACGAACGCGACGUGCGUACCGAACACGCUGAUUGGCUGUUUCAACGCUUGUGGGAAACUUGCUAGUUUUGGCGACGACUCCUGACUUUUUCUGACUCGAGUGAUACAUUUCUCAGCAACUUUUUUUUCUAUCCGCCCGCAACUUUUUGCCUUCCUGUGCAUAAUUUCGGAUUUAGAGGCGACUACAGAACGAACCGGACGACUUUAUACAAAAAUGUAUCCUGAAACGAAGGCCAUGUUCACCGAUUUAACGCCGAAGUGCCGGAGGCCUUGAGCGUAAUAUCAAAGUCCCGCCCCCCCGAGAGACGGCAAAAAUAAAAACACAGUCGCCUAUAAGUGUCCUGCGGCCCGCUGAGUUCUCCUUUUAUAACUCAUUUUUACUUUGCAUUUAGCCAUUUUAUAAACAUCCACAGAUGUGAUCAUCGACCGUCUUGCCUUAUCUAUCAGUGUGUAACCUUCACGGUUCAGGCUCAGCGUGGCUGCGUAAAGGUGUCCAUGAGAAAGCCACGCCGGAGAGGGGGCCUCCCCGGGGGCUUGGGCGCCAGGAAAAGCGAUGCUGCUACACCUCGGAAUAGUGGCGCUCGGGGGGCCGGACAGCCGCGCUCAUCCUCGCCGUAUAGUUUUAAAGUCUCCCCGACACGAGAGACCCUGACCUACGCCCAGGCCCAGAAAAUGGUGGAGGUGGACCUUGAUGGACGGCUGCACCGCAUCAGCAUCUAACCCUUGGCCAUAAUCACGGAGGAUGAAAUGAUGGCGCAGGACAUGGCUGAGUGCAACAGCAACAAAGAAAACAGCGAGCAGACCUCUGCAGCCAUUGUGAGCAGUCCAAGUCGCAGGUCUGCAAACCAGAAGGGCAGGAAGAAGGACUCGAAAAAUGCAUCUUCUUCGUCUCAGAACGCGCACAGGCAGCAUCACGCGCAGCAGAACUCAACCCAGCACCACAGUAACAACUGCUCAGCUUUACCUGAACCCACGUUCAGGGUUCUGGAAACGUUCGAGCCUAUCAAAGCUCCACCGCUGCCCACGGCGUAUUAUCGUUACAUCGAGAAGUCUCCGGAGGAGCUGGAGGCCGAGGCGGAGUACGACAUGGACGAGGAGGAUGCAGCCUGGCUGGAGGUGCUGAAUGAGAAACGGGCAUCGGAAGGCCAGACGGCUGUAGCGGCGGACACUUUUGAGCUCCUGAUGGACCGGCUAGAGAAGGAGUCAUUCCUGGAGUCGAGAAUCCCUCAGAGCGCCGUGGACGAGGACGCAUUCUGCUGCGUGUGCCUGGAUGACGAGUGCCUCAACAGCAACGUGAUCCUGUUCUGCGACGUCUGCAAUCUGGCAGUGCACCAGGAGUGCUACGGUGUGCCAUACGUCCCAGAGGGGCCCUGGCUCUGCCGCCGUUGCCUUCAGUCUCCCUCGCGACCCGUGGACUGUGCGCUGUGCCCGAGCAGAGGCGGCGCAUUCAAGCAGACAAGCGACGGACGCUGGGCACAUGUGGUGUGUGCCAUCUGGAUUCCAGAAGUGUGUUUCGCGAACACUGUGUUUCUCGAGCCCAUCGAGGGUGUGAACAAUAUCCCGGCAGCUCGCUGGAGGCUGACCUGCUACCUGUGCAAGCAGAAGGGCCGUGGCGCCUCGAUCCAGUGCCACAGAGCCAACUGCUACACGGCGUUCCAUGUCACUUGUGCCCAGAGGGCUGGACUUUUCAUGAAAAUCGAGCCGGUACGAGAGACCACGGCCAAUGGUACGAUGUUCUCGGUGAAGAAGACGGCGUUCUGCGAGGCUCACUCACCCCCUGACAAGGAGGGGUCCGAUGACGAAGAGAACGGCGGCAGAGUGCUGGGCUGCCGGGCCAGUCGAGGAAUGAGUGCCUACGCGCAGAGUCCGCCGCUGAUCAAGUCGCCGCGGAGCCAUAAGAAAGAGGUCAAUAAGAAAAAGAAGAAGGGGAAGAAAAGUCCAGAAGUAACGUCCAAAAAAGCUUCGACGCCGCUGGUCACCGUGCCUCAGAUUCCCCCACACAGGUUAAACAAAGUUUUUAAAGGUAUCAUUAUUCAAAAAAAGAAUUAUUUUAUGCAGCGGUUGCACAAUUAUUGGUUACUGAAGCGCCAGUCACGCAACGGAGUGCCUCUGAUUCGCCGGUUACACUCGCAUCUGCAGGCCCAGAGGAGCACGGAUCAGACCGAACCGGACGAGAAGGUCAGCGCCGUGCGAGAAGAGCUGAAAUACUGGCAGAAGCUCCGCCACGAUUUGGAGAGAGCACGUCUCCUGGUGGAGCUCAUCCGCAAGAGAGAGAAGCUAAAGAGGGAGCAGGUGAAGCUGCACCAGGCUGUGAUGGAGAUGCAGCUGACUCCUGCUCUCAUGCUGCAGCGCUCCACCCUGGACCAGCUGCAGGAGAAAGACGUAGCACAUAUCUUUGCACAGCCGGUGAACCUUAAAGAGGUACCAGAUUACCUGGAGUUUGUCUCUCAGCCCAUGGACUUCUCCACCAUGAGGUCCAAACUGGAGGCUCACCAGUACCGCACUCUUUCCGACCUGGAGGUCGACUUCAACCUCAUGAUCUCCAACUGCCUGCUCUAUAACGCUAAGGACACUGUGUUUUACAAAGCGGCAGUGCGUCUGCGGGAGUUAGGGGGCGCGAUCCUGCGCCACACACAGAGGCAGAGUCACAACACAGGGCUGGACCCUCACACGGGCAUGCACCUUCCCGAGUCGCCACACAAAAAUGACUACUAUCGCUGCACCCUGGAGGACGUGGACACCCUGCUAGACCCAGAGAACCGGCUGCACAUGACGGUGGAGGACCAGCUGAAGGAGCUGCUAGAUAAGCUGGACGUGGUGACGGCAAUGCGCUCAAGCGGAGCCCGCACACGGCGCAUUCGGCUGCUGCGCAAAGAGAUCAACAACGUCCGCUACCGCCGGAACUCUCACCUCUCUAACGGGGACGCCAAAGAGGACGAGCAGGAUGAGGACGAAGACGACGAGGACAAAGAGAUGGACACCGAGAACAAUCUGUCUUCAUCCUCAGACAAAGAUGAUUGUAAAUCCACACCCCCUCCCACCCUGGAGCUCUCUGGUCUGGCCUUAUCUCCCCCUCCCGGAGAGACCCCACUGGAUCCCCCCACCCUCCGGCCAAUGACUGACCCUAAAAACAUGUCCCCACCUGAACCCCUCAAACCAAGCACUGGGAGUCUAGACGCAGAUACAGAGGUCAUCGCGGCCUCUCAAAACUCAAGGGUACGAGAGACCCCACCCGUAUUGUCGCCCAGCGAGGGGAAGCUGCUCAAUGGUAUCUCAAACACUGAAUCUCCGACACGGCCUGUUUCAGGAGGAGUGGGUCGGCGCACUUCUAUCCUAUUCAGAAAAGCGAAAAACGGCGUCAAGCUACAUCGUGACAAAGACAAUCCGCUACAGAACGGCGAGAGUAGAACCCCGCAGCGCCCCCCUCCCCCUCCGAUCACAACCACUUUUACCCCUCUAACCACAGACUCAACGGUUCCACCCGUUCUCACCCCAGCCAAUCAGAGAGCUUGCAGCCACAGCGCCAGUCCCGAGGAGCAACGGGAGAAGACCCCACCUCGCUCGAUAGAAACCGCUCUCACAAACGGAUUCAAAAAGCACAAAGACGGCGGUUCAGACUCCGACAGCAGCUCCUCGCCCAUUCUCAAAAAGGAAAUUACAUUACCACCAAAAAAAAGUCGCGGAAAACCUGCACUGUCUAAAGUACCAUUCCUAGAGACCGUUAACGGAGAUUCGGAUUACACUGGACCAGUGGAUAUGUUGUCUAUAGAAAGUGAUUCAGAACCCGAGCCUCUGGAUCUCGUGUGGGCCAAGUGCAGAGGAUAUCCGUCCUACCCUGCUCUGAUCAUAGAUCCAGACAUGCCGGAGGAGGGUGUGUUGCAUAAUGGCGUGCCCAUUCCUGUGCCACCUGCAGAUGUGCUGCGGCUCGGAGAGCAGAGACAGGAAGAGGCUGGAGAGAAACUCUUCCUCGUCCUCUUCUUUGACAACAAGCGCACCUGGCAGUGGCUCCCUCGGGAGAAGCUUCUGCCGCUGGGGGUAGACGACACGACGGACAAACUGCGUCUGAUGGAGGGUCGAAAGACGAGCAUUCGCAAAUCGGUGCAGGUGGCAUACGACCGAGCCAUGAUCCACCUGAGCCGAGUGCGCAGCGACCACGGUUUCAUCGCCUCCAGCUACAUGUAGAGAGGAAUCCCACUGCGCAUCACUACCCGAGCUCAUCACUACAGCUCAAAACUACAUACGCACAAUCGGCUGCAUCCAGAUCCUACCACUCUGCUGAGUUUGUAGAGAAACUGCGAGGUGGAGUUCAGUGCAUUUCUUUCCAGUGUCAAGGAGUUGCAGCCAUGCUUUUAUUUUAUUUUUUUAUUUCCUCUUAUUCCUCUUAUGGUCUGAAUGGGUUGGAGAACAGAUUUUUUAAUGAGCAGAACGGAGUGUUUUUAUUUUUUUUUUUUUUUUUUUUAUGCUAGUGUCACUUUAAAUCCUGUGGUUUUGAGCGUGGACCGUAUGAAGGCUGGAUAUAGACAUCUAACGUCAUCUGUUCUCUGACAACGAGCCGCUGAAUCGAAGGGAGCGAACGAAUCAGCCGGCGAGCGCGUGCGACCAUGUGAAUGAAUCACUGCCAUUUUUCUUACGAUAGCUUUUUACUUUUUAACCUUUUACAAACCACUUCUUGUAUAUUAAGACACUCGUGUAUAUAUCUACUUUUUUUAUCACAUGAUAAUCUAAUUUAAUUCGGAUCUCGCGUGUGAGUUCGGCCGUGUCCUGGACGUAUGAAGAAAUUUCGAGAUGUACAUAUUUGUUUAAAAAAAAAAUGAACACAAAUAAAACAACGAUCAGAUCACUGGCUUGCUGCAAACAUGUAUCCUGCUUGUCCUCGACUGUGUGCGUACAUUCAGUUGCCAGAAAAAAACAAAACGUACUUGCAGUUUGUCUGAUUUUGCAGCCGGUUGCCACUGGUUAAAUAUUCACACUUUUUUGAUACAUAGAAAUGUAAUUUAUUUAUGGAACACAAAGAACGAGUGAGAGAGCGAAAGAGAGAGACUUAAAUUAUAUAUCAGUUAAGGAUUGAAAUUAAAGCUUAUUUAAGGUAAUCUAUUGAAAUGUGGUUUAAAGAAGAUGAGCUUUGUGACCUUGAUUUUAGUUAUUUUUAAGCUUUUCAAAAUUGUGCUGUAAGAAAGAUGUACACAAACUGUUAGACAGUAAAGAAAAGAAAAAAAAAACUUUUUUUGGCACCACAAAGCACAGAGCCUGUAUUUAUUAUAGAACGUUGUUGAGCUUGUACCUGUUUAUAAGAUGUUUUACGCCGCUUGUAUAAACUGCAGAUUUUACCUACUCGCCAAAUAUCCUGUCUGAAACAGUAUUUUCUCACGUGGGGGAAAAUAAAUGUUCUAUUGAAACUCUUAA